Molecule: messenger RNA, 3298 nt
Organism: Ciona intestinalis (vase tunicate)
Lineage: Eukaryota; Metazoa; Chordata; Ascidiacea; Phlebobranchia; Cionidae
Source: RefSeq, a predicted model, not a curated record
AAAUGCGAGGUGCAGUGAUUUGAAUCAGAUCACUAACGUGAAAUUUUACUGCUUGAUUAUAGAGUACAAAAGUCUAAGGAAACUUUGAAAUGAAUACUGCGACAAUCAACUGCGUUCUGUUAUGCUGUCUUGUUGGAGGAGCCUACAGUUUAGUUGGUGAAAUUCCUACGCAGCAAAGCUGUUAUCUCGAAUCAUUUCGACGUGUCUUCUCGCACACCAUUUGGUACCCGCAUUGUUAUGGAGCUUACUACAACGUCCAGCAAUGUGAUCUUCUUGGAAGAUGUUGGUGUGUUCGGAUGCAAAGUGGAAGAUCCAUAUCGGAUGUUUAUCACGCUCAUGGAACCGUCGACUGCUUCAGAACACAAUCUACAUGCCGAGGUAAAAUGAUGUUCUACCAAUGCCCAACCUGCAAUGUAACAUGUGCUGAUGUUGGUAACCCUCCGUCUUGCUCGCCCACUUCGUGCAUCCCACGAUGUCAGUGUCCACCAGGCUUCUAUCUCAAGAAUGAUCAGUGUGUGACUGCUGAUCAGUGCAGACCAGCAUGUCCUGGCAACCAACUGUACAGCACGUGUGCCGGUUGUGAACAAACAUGUCAUCAACGCAACGUCAAUACCCCAUGCACGCUGCAAUGUCGGCAGGGGUGUGCUUGCCCAAGCGGAACUUAUCUCCAUGGUGACCAAUGUUUGACAGACGCUCAAUGCUCGGUGGCUCUCGCGUGCCCACAUAAUCAAAUAUAUUCACUUUGCGCUGGAUGCAGCCAAACGUGUGCGGGGCGUAAUACACCAACUAUAUGCACACUACAAUGCAGACAACAGUGCACUUGCCCAACUGGAACUUAUCUACACAAUGGACAAUGCUUAACAAAUGCACAAUGUGACGCUGCUUUGGCGUGUCCCAGUAACCAGGUAUACUCCUUAUGUGCUGGGUGUGAUAUGACUUGUAGCCAACGAGGUCAGCUCAUAGGGUGUGCUACCAUAUGUAGACAGAAGUGCACAUGUCCACCUGGUAUGUAUUUGGAGGGAGACACUUGUGUGACAGGGGAGCAGUGCUCUGCAUCACAAGCUUGCAAUGCAUCACUUAACGAAGAAUUCAUGGUCUGUGCUGCCUCGUGUGACGCAACUUGUGACGAACCUCAAAGGUCAUGCUCGACAAUCAAAACAUGUCGUCAGAGAUGUGCGUGCCCGAUUAAUCAUGUCCGUGACGCAAAUAACGUCUGUGUAAACGCUGAUGCGUGCACAACAGGCGACCAGGGAGCUCAAACUGCUUGUCAGCAGCAACAAACAAGUCCGCAGCCACUGGAGUGCGAUACAGAGGGCAACUUUGUGACACAACAAUGCAACAAUGGUGUUUGCUUCUGCGUUGAUUCUCAAACCGGCAGCGAACUUACUGGAACCCGAAAACCAACCUCCAUGUUUGACCUUGACUGCCAGUUCCUUAGUGCCUGUCCCGCUGACUCUGCAUUUGCCUCUUGUGCCACCGAGUGUCCACCCACAUGUUCGAACCCCAACCCCCGAUGUACGAGGCGUUGUGCGGUUGAUUGUGUGUGCAACAGUGGAAUGAUUAAAGCAUCCGCCACCAACCGAACUUGCGUUCCAAUGAGCGAUUGUCCAGCUACACCAAGCUGUCGCAUCGCUAGAGCAAUGUUGCCAGGCAACCCCGUUUUCCCACAAUGCAAUGCGGACGGUACCUAUGUCCCCACACAGUGCGAUGCAAACGACAACUGUUAUUGUGUUUACGAGAAUGGUACGCGCAUCACUGGUAGUGAAGGGGUGUCGUCUCUGCUCAGUGCAUUGAACCAUAGAGCAUGCAUUGAAGCACGAACUUGUGCAGCUACACCAGGCAUGACCUUCCUCCCUUGUGCGCCACCGUGUGAUGCAACAUGUGGCGAACCACGACGUUUAUGCAGUUUGUUGGAAUCUUGUACUGCAAGGUGUGGAUGUAUGGCAGGGUAUCUACUUGCACCAGAUAAUCGAACAUGUGUACCAGCUAAUACGUGCCCUUCAAGCCAACCAGUUUGCAACUUUGAGCUCGGCGAAAUAUUCAGCACGUGUGCGCCCUCGUGUGAUGCAACUUGCUUCGACCUUCGACGUCCGUGCAGUUUGACGAAGAUCUGUCGACAGAGAUGCACGUGUCCGGAGGGUCAUGUCCGGGAUGCACUGAACGCAUGUGUUCCUGUCAGUUCGUGUGCUCCACCUCUUCCUCCUUCCUGUGACAAUGCGCUCGAUGAAGUGUGGUCAGAUUGUGCAACGGAGUGCGACGCCACGUGUGCUUUGCCACGAAAACCAUGCAGUCUUAUUCGCAGCUGUACUGAAAGGUGUGCAUGCCCCAACGGAAAAAUACGGAACUCAGAAAAUCGUUGCGUCACCUCAGAGCAGUGUACCCAAAGAGCUCUUAAUUCUCGAACUGCUUGCCAGCAGCAAUAUGACGAAAUGUCAAGCCCAUUGAUAAUGGAUGCUUUUAUUCCGGAUUGUGACAACGUUACUGGGUUGUACAUGUUGAAACAGUGCUAUGGGUUUGGGCAAAGUUCUUGUUGGUGCGUUAACCCCGAAACUGGGGUUGAACUCCCAAAUACAAGGGUGCCAGGGUACAGAGACCUUCUGGACCUUAAUUGCUCAACUGCACUUACUGAGGCUCGACGAUUGGCCAUUGCCCCACUUGAAGCUCAGUCACCCCCACCCCCUCCUGCAGAUCCAGUAACCCCAACAGCCCCCGAAACUACUAUCCCCCCACACCCCCCAUUACCCUAAGAAAAUAUCAUAGUGACAAUUACUCACAGCAUGUAACAAACUACUUCAUACAUACCUUUAGUAUUAACACAUCAAAUGUUUACUCUGGGCAACUAUUAAUAAAUGCAGAAAAAUUUGCAAGUCCGACAUACGAAUGUGCCCAGCAGUUUUCUAAUUUCUCAUACACUUACAUUUCACUUAUUCAUUUUCACUUCGAAAAUUAGUUUCGUACUCAAAAUCAUUUUUACCCAACUUACCCAUUUUCCCAUACAAACUGACAUUUUACAAUUAAACAGUGUUUCCAUAUACCUUCCUGCAGAAUGUGGAUAAAAUAUGAUACUGCAACACUAAAAAUUGACAUAAAGCUUGCUACAGUCAAAGUGGCGUAUUGGCUCUUAUGUAAAAUUAGAUGAACAUAACUAACUACUGAGCUACAACUUUUACUUCAUUCUAUUUUAUCUUGUAUUUAUAUUUAUUAUACGGGAAUUUUAAACCAGUACAGAUAUGUUUUUCUAUUGCAUGUUUUCGUUCUUGUGUCGUUUUGCAUUGUUAAAUAAAACAUGAACACAAUG